ACAUCAAUUGGUAAAUCGAACUCAGUUUGUAACAAUAACAAUGGGCGACCCGAAAUUAUUUCCCAUAAAUCUGAACAACCUUUCGUCGAAGGAGAGGCAUAACUAUAUCCUUAACCACUAUGUUCUCAACUCGCCAGCCGAGGCGGAAGCGCGCCGACACAAGAGGGAUAUCGACGUGAUACGGGAGAACCACCGCUUCCUGUGGGAGGACGAUGAAGAGGUGGACACAGAUUCCCUGAGCUGGGAGCAGCGUCUGGCCUUGCGGUACUACAAGAAACUGUUCAAGGAAUACUGCAUAGCUGAUCUGUCCCGCUACAAGGAGAACAAGAUAGCCCUGCGAUGGCGAACGGAACAGGAGGUGGUCACAGGUAUCGGUCAGUUCCAGUGUGGCAGCCGGCACUGCGGAGAGCGGUCGGGUCUGCGUAGCUGGGAAGUUAAUUUCAAGUACAUCGAGAAGAAAACGGCCCUGAAUGCGUUGGUCAAGGUGCGCCUUUGUCCCACGCAUACGGAACAGCUAAACUACCGCACCAAGAAAAAGGAGUACAAGAAGCAGCGCCGCCGGGAGAAGGAGGAACGCAGAGCUGAAAGAAAGCGCAAGCGACGCAAGCUUGAUGCGGAGGACGAAGCCUCUGCCUCCUCAGAAGGCGAAGAGGAGGGCGUAGCGGCACCGUCGUCUUUGGAAGUUGAGGUAGAAGCGGAAAAGAAGCAGGUGGAGCAGGAGGAGCCCUCGGCAGACGAGAAAAUCUGGCUAAAGCAACCUGAUCUCGCCCAGGAGCAGCCCUCCAGGGAAAGGGAAUUCGAGAGAUAUCUGGAGGAUCUACUUUUGUAAAAUACAUAGCACACAUUUAUUUGGAUUCAACGAUUAUUUUUCACAAGAACUGUGUGUUAAAACCGACACCAAAUCUGAAGUUGAACUGGACAUUAAGGCUGUGACUUUGUGUGUUUUGGAAACAUUUUCGGACUGCUACUUUCCAAACCGCCAUUUCUGUACCCAUCGAACGGAAAGCAGAGGUUCAAAAAUACAUAAACUCGUACGGCUGGGGUAAAUGUUUAAAUCCAGCCGCUGAAGCGUUUCUAAAUAUAAAUCGCUCUAGAA
Drosophila kikkawai is the source of this 1096-nucleotide messenger RNA. Its product is annotated as protein FRA10AC1 homolog. NCBI's taxonomy places the organism in Eukaryota, Metazoa, Arthropoda, Insecta, Diptera, Drosophilidae. The record is from RefSeq and is a predicted model, not a curated record.